CAGAAAGUCAAACGUCCAGAGUGAGGCACAUCACUUUCAAAUCUUUGAACUAUGCCAAAAGCAAUAGUUUGGUUAAUUACCAGGUGCUUUUUCAUCUGCCUGGCUGCAUUGUCGUUUUCUAAAGCCUAUAGUGAUUAUGGGAGUCCCUCGGGGUCAAGGUUGAUUCGCUUCCACUCAAGGUCCUGUGGUAUCUGAAGUGUCUGAAAGAGUCCUUUGUGGGAUCCACAGACUCAACCACAGGGGACGAUAAUACAGGGACAGAUGACGACAGUUUUCCCAGUUGGAUGGAAUAUUCCUACAAUAGUAAUGAUCCUUGUCUUUCAAACCCUUGCCAGAACCAGGGAACCUGUGAAACAACUGCUUCAGGUUUCAACUGCCGAUGUCCUCGUCCAUUCAAUGGAAAAAGGUGCCAGAGAGUGAAUGAUCCUUGCAAGAAAAACACAUGCAAAAAUGGAGAGUGCAUUAUCCAGCCCAACCCCCCAUAUUACAAGUGUAAAUGCAAACACCCAUAUGUACUCCCUGGAUGCAAAAAAGCAACAGCACUAUGUAACCCUAAUCCUUGUAAAAAUGGAGGUACAUGCAAAGCUGGGAAGAAAAAAUCCUUCACCUGUAACUGUCCUGGAUCAUUCAGAGGAGAGCUGUGUGAAAUCGCACCAAAUGAAUGUUACCAGGGUAAUGGCGUGUCAUAUAGAGGUCGUGUGAAACAAACUGAACAGGGGAGGAAGUGCCUAUACUGGAGCUCUCACCUGCUACUCAAAGAAGCUAUUGGUACUCACAUGCAAAAUCCCAGCAAAUAUGGCAUUGGUGAUCACAAUUAUUGCAGAAAUCCUGAUGGUGAUGAAAAACCUUGGUGUUAUUUUAAGGACAAGCAUGAUAAAUUAAGUUGGGAUCAUUGUGACAUAUCUCAAUGCACUGCGGCAUCUGGACCACAAUCCAAUCGGGCAACAACCAAACCUGGACCACGAUCUACUCCGCCUACAUCUACCACUUCAUCAUUCCAAUGUGGAAUGCCAGAGGUUGGAAAUGUCACAUUCAGAAUCUUUGGAGGAAGAAGAACAGUACCUGGAAAAUAUCCAUGGCAGGUAUCUCUACAGCUGAAGAACCGCAUUGGGCUCUAUAAACCAGGACAUCUAUGUGGUGGAACAUUGAUUAAACCUUGUUGGGUUCUCACUGCUGCGCACUGCAUCGUUGCACAGGCACAGCCAAAAGAUUUCCGCUUACAGCUUGGUAAACAAGAUCUUCAAAAAGAGGAAACACAUCAACAGAACUUUGAUGUCGAAAAUGUUAUUGUCCAUGAUAAUUAUCAAGAAACCUCUGUGGGAUUAUAUAAUGAUAUUGCUUUGGUGAAGAUUAAACCUGUCAAUGGUCACUGUGCCAAGGAAACUAAAUACAUAAAAACUGCAUGUUUGCCAGAGAGUGAUUUUCAGGCAGGCACUGAGUGCCACAUUUCAGGAUGGGGACAGACAGAAACAGAGGCAUCGUCCAAUCAGUUGUUGCACACAAAGGUGAGAGUGAUAGCUGAUCAGCGCUGUAAGGACCCUGAGUCAUAUGGAAGUGCUAUCAAUCACACCAUGUUUUGUGCAGGAAGUCUAGAUGGAAGUGUGGAUUCAUGUCAGGGUGACUCUGGAGGACCACUGACUUGUUUGAAAAAUGGACGCUACCAAGUCUAUGGAAUAGUGAGCUGGGGAGAUCGUUGUGGAGUGAAGAAUAAACCUGGUGUAUAUGCUCGUGUCACUGCAUUCCUUAACUGGAUUAAAGCACGAGCUACCUAAGUGUGUUAACACGGGAUUAUUGUGGAACAUAAAAAGAAGUUUGACACUGGUACUUAAAUAUACAUUAUUUCUGGAGAAACUGCAUUAAGGACAUUAAAAUAUGUCAUUACCACAAUGACAAUAAGAUCACUUAUACCAUCUUGAUAUCAGUUCUAAUUUUGAUUAGCAUUAAUUAUGCAUUCCUGUAAUAUUGUUCAUCAUUAUGGAGAAGUAUAACUGUAAUCCUUUUUUUGUGAUUGCAUUUAUAAAAUGCCUUUGAUUUUGACCUAUAGUAUAAUUUUGAUCUGCAACACUCGCAAAGCUUGUCAUGUUAUUUCAUAUUUUAAUAAACAAAUCAGAACUACAGACUUUCUUACAUA
Molecule: messenger RNA, 2131 nt
Organism: Pristis pectinata (smalltooth sawfish)
Lineage: Eukaryota; Metazoa; Chordata; Chondrichthyes; Rhinopristiformes; Pristidae
Gene: habp2
Product: hyaluronan binding protein 2
Exons: 14
Coding region: 285-1772 (495 amino acids)
Biological process (GO): blood coagulation; proteolysis
Molecular function (GO): calcium ion binding; serine-type endopeptidase activity
Source: RefSeq, a predicted model, not a curated record